Sipha flava (yellow sugarcane aphid) is the source of this 1136-nucleotide messenger RNA. RefSeq names its product 26S proteasome non-ATPase regulatory subunit 8 (gene Rpn12). NCBI's taxonomy places the organism in Eukaryota, Metazoa, Arthropoda, Insecta, Hemiptera, Aphididae. The transcript has 7 exons. Gene Ontology annotation, biological process: proteasome-mediated ubiquitin-dependent protein catabolic process. Gene Ontology annotation, cellular component: proteasome regulatory particle, lid subcomplex; cytosol; nucleus. The coding region runs from base 251 to 1051 and encodes 266 amino acids. The record is from RefSeq and is a predicted model, not a curated record.
CCCGCCCCGAAUGACAUAUCAAAAAACAAGCAGUGUUCAUGAGACUUGAAUUUUUGUUACGGACCAGUCUGUGGUAUUGUUCUAAUAACUGGAUAUAAUACUUCUUCGAAUAUUUUUCUUGUGCCUAAUAUCCAUUACGAAUCGCUGACGUUAAGACCGUGAAUAAUUUGUAAAUUAAUUUGUAAAUCGUCCGCUGCUCUUCCAAACCGUCUGCUGGACAAUCAGUCACGAAGUUAACGUAAACGACGACAUGUCUUCCUUUGACGAGAUCAAAAAUUUGUACCAGAAUUUAAAAACCGAGUGGAAUAAAAGGAAGCCCGAUUUCAAGUUAUGCAACAAUAUUUUGUUACAGAUCAAGGUUGGAAUGACCAAACACACAUUUUUACCAACUACUAAUGUAGAAGCAUCUCAUAAAGAAUAUUUGAUAGCAAGAGAUAUAUUAGAAGUUGGUGUACAAUGUAGUAUUGCCAUGCAUGAUAUUCCAUCAUUUGAACGAUACAUGGCUCAGCUCAAGUGUUAUUAUUUGGACUACAGGGACAAAUUACCUGAAUCUGCAAAUCAAUAUCAUUUAUUAGGUUUGAACUUAUUGUUUUUACUAUCUCAAAACCGGGUAGCAGAGUUUCACACUGAAUUAGAGCUACUCCCAUAUGACAUUAUUCAAACCAAUACUUAUAUAAGGCAUCCAGUUGCUUUAGAACAGUACUUAAUGGAAGGCAGUUAUAAUAAAAUAUUUCAAGCUAAGAGUAAUGUACCAUCAGAUACAUAUAAUUUUUUUAUGAAUAUAUUGUCUAACACAUUACGUAAUGAGAUUGCUGAGUGCUUACAAAAAGCAUAUAAAAAAGUAUCAAUUAAUUCUGCAACAAAAAUGUUAAAUUUUAACAAUACUAAUGAAAUGAAUGAUUUUGCUAUUAAAAAAAAGUGGAUUCUAGGUCAAGAUGGAUAUUAUGUAUUCAACCUCGAAGAAGAGAAAAAAGCAGUAGAGCCAAUACCGGCAUUACAGAUAGCUGAUUUUGCUAUUCAUUAUGCCAAAGAAUUGGAAACUAUUGUGUAAAUUCAGUUCACUUAAUUUUCAAUUGAUUAAUUAAAACCAUCAAAAUUAAUUGAAAAUUUGUAAUAAGCAUCUAAAUCUUAAUGUU